CAUGGUUUUAUUUUUCUUUAUUUUCUAGCGCUGGCCCUUUGUGAUUGGUCCCAACUUCAGCAAAAACGCAGAAAUUUAGCUCGUAAACACUGUUCUCCACGCGACGCAACUUCAUUUUAUCAAAAAAUGUCGGAUGUUGGUUGUUAUGAAAUGUAAGAAUUUUUAGAUCGUUUAAGUGCUACCGUGAAAAAUGAUGGAAAGGAAAUUGCAUUAAAGCCUUUAGUUCAACAAACCUGUGCUAAUAUGUUUAGUCAGUAUAUGUGCUCCAUACGUUUUGAUUAUGACGAUAAAGAAUUUCAAUAUAUAGUUCGUUGUUUUGAUGAAAUAUUUUGGGAGAUUAACCAAGGAUAUGCUGUAGAUUUUUUACCAUGGUUAAGUCCAUUCUAUGCUAAUCAUAUGAAGAAAAUUGUUCAUUGGUCGAAUACAAUUCGAAAAUUUAUUUUAGAACGUAUAAUAAAUGAUAGAGAAAGAAAUGUUGACGCUGAAGCGCCAGAAAGAGAUUUUACUGAUGCCUUAUUAAAAAGUCUGAAUGAUGGCGAGAAUGAUGAGGUUUCUCGUGAUACUAUUAUAUACAUGUUGGAAGAUUUUAUUGGUGGUCACUCUGCUAUAGGAAACCUUGUAAUGUUGGCGUUAGCUUAUAUAGUUAAAAACCCCGAAACUGGUAAAAAAAUUCAGGCGGAAGUGGACAAUAUUCUUAGUAAAAAUCAAAGAUUUAUUUCCCUUAUGGACACUGAUAACAUGCCAUAUACUGUUGGAACAAUUUAUGAAGUAUUGCGAUACUGUUCGUCGCCUAUAGUACCACACGUUGCAACAGAAGAUGUUGCAAUUGGAGGUUAUGGAGUAACCAAGGGCACAAUUGUAUUCAUCAACAAUUAUGAAUUAAACACCAGCCCUAAAUACUGGCACGAACCAGAAAAAUUCAAUCCAGAACGAUUUAUUGUACCUCUUAAUCCACCCAAAAUUGAUCCAAUUACAAAAAAUGUGCACACGUUCAACUUAAAAAAAAAUAUACCACAUUUUCUUCCAUUUAGCAUUGGAAAACGAACAUGCAUUGGUCAGAACUUGGUAAAGGGAUUUGGAUUUAUAAUGCUUGCUAAUAUAAUGCACAAAUUCGAUAUAUCCAGUAAAGAUUUAUCACAAAUAAAAACAUAUCCGGCUUGUGUAGCUGUACCGCCUGAUACUUUUUUUCUUACACUAAAACCUCGAUCACCAUAAGCACUACCAAUUAUUCUAAAUUCGGCUAAGUUUUAAAUAUAGAAAACAAAUCUAGGAAGUAAAUUUUAAAGGUUUAUCUUCAAUUUUAUUAAUUUCUUUAAAAGAUAUUUCAAUUAUUUCAUAUUGAAAAAAUAAUAUUACUGUAAUAUAUCUAAUACUUUAAGUUAUAAACAUUUAUUUAAUAUAUUAAUUAUUUAAUGUAGUAACCCAGAUACGUUAUACAACACAUGACUGAAAAAUAUAACCAAAAUAAAAUUAUUAUUUUCUUAACAUUUAA
Molecule: messenger RNA, 1492 nt
Organism: Lucilia cuprina (Australian sheep blowfly)
Lineage: Eukaryota; Metazoa; Arthropoda; Insecta; Diptera; Calliphoridae
Product: cytochrome P450 307a1-like
Molecular function (GO): monooxygenase activity; iron ion binding; heme binding
Source: RefSeq, a predicted model, not a curated record